CCUGUUGAAUGGUACAUUCCAAGUGCUAGACGCCGUGCAAACGUAAAGGACGUUAUACUUUCGUUUUUUUCCGUCCACAAAUGCAAACUUUAGGUGUAUAAACAAACAAAUAACGCUGUUUAAAGCAGACUCAGAGUACAUAAACACUGUGAGCAGUAUUACUAAUUUAGGUUAUGGCGUUUCAGAUAUCCAAACUCGUAGCUCGUGUUUCAGUGUCCGUGUUGUCUCGGGUUUUGGAAAAGCAGAAGCUCUCGCGCGGUGUGAACUUCAGUCUGUUUCACACCGCUCUGAAUUCCCCGCCGAGCGCGCGCCUAGGUAUAAAUAUAGCCGCGCGAUCGGAGAAGUUUUCCACCUCGUCUGCAACCUCGAGGUGGUUCCGCGAGGGAAAAGGUUUUAGUGUGUCCAGAGGCGUGUUGAGUCGGAAGGGGUCGGUCGUGGUGCUGUUCGGAACUGUCGGUGUGUCCGCUGUCGUGCUGAGCUCGAGCGCAGUUUGUGCCAUGGCCGCGCGCUCACCUCUCAACUUAGACUCGGACAAAAGUGACUGGAAAGAUGUGAAAAAGGAACUUCUGUCCAUGAGCCUGAAGGAGAGGAGAGAGAUGUACAGGACGGACUACAUCUCCCUGGACCAGGUUCCUGUCUGGAAGCACUCAGGUACUGUGUCUGCUAAGCCUCUUUACAAGGCCAACGAUGAUCUGAGUCAGAAGAUCUCUCUGUUCCGAGGUGACAUCACCAAACUGGAGAUAGAUGCAGUUGCCAAUGCAGCCAACAAGACCCUGCUGGGUGGAGGAGGGGUGGACGGAGCCAUCCAUCGUGGGGCAGGUCCUCUCCUUAGGAAGGAAUGUGCCACUCUGGGAGGGUGUGAAACUGGAGAGGCCAAGAUAACUGGAGCAUAUGGCCUGCCAGCCAGAUACAUUAUUCACACCGUGGGACCAAUAGCUCACGGCUCUGUGGGAGAGACGGAGAGACGAGCGCUCCGAGACUGUUAUUAUAACUGUCUGCGCACUGCGACUGAGAACCAGCUGCGGACAGUGGCUUUUCCCUGCAUCUCCACUGGAGUAUACGGAUACCCACCUGAGCAGGCAGUGGACGUGGCUCUGAAGACAGUAAGAGAAUACCUGGAGGACAACCCUGCGCAGAUGGACCGGGUCAUCUUCUGCGUUUUCCUCAAGUCUGAUGAGGAUCUGUACAAGGGCAGACUUCCUGCCUACUUUCCAAAAGCCUGCUGACCAAUCAGAGAGCUCGGUGUGAGGACAGAUGCCUUUCCUAAAAGUAAAUUAUGAGUGGAUGUAAGUGCGUUGGAUGCCGCACUCAUCGCCUGCUCCUGCUUCCUCAGUGUCUGCCCCGCCAGCAACACCUACUGAUUAUUUUUGAAUCUAGUGAUUUUUAUUUUGAUGGCUUGCCUCGUAUAAUUUCUUAUCACUCAAUCUAGUUUUCACAGAACUGCUGUGCUGAUCAAAGGACUGCUUUAUGGUGUUGCACUAAAGAGGACUGCCAUCUCACACACACACACACACACACACAUACACACAACACAUCAAGAAAACAAAAUAACAAGUGUUUCAUUAUUUCUCUGAAGUCAAUACUGUUGCAGUUAGGAAUCCAAAAAGCUUCUGUCGAUACACAUCUCAUUUUUGAUUAAUAGGAUUUUACUAGAAUGUUGUGGAUCAGAGGUAAUCAGUCUUAUCCACAAUCCCUUCAGGUUUUCGUUGAAAUCAUGCAGGAGUUGCACCUGAUCCGACUAAUUAUUUGAAGCCAGAUGCCAAAUUAUUGUGUAAUUGGAAUGACUUAUGUUAUUGCUUAUUUGGAAUAUAAGCCUACAGUCACGCCAGCCAUGUCCUGAUAAGAUUCCAAAUCUUGCACAGGUCUGGAAAAGUAAUCAUUUAAAGGCACUCAUUUUCAGACAUGGAUAAGAAUGCACAUUUAUAAAAUAUUGUAGAAACAGUAUGGAUAUACUAUAAAGAGGAACUGCAUGUUGAAUGAAACUUGUGAAGUUGUGUUUGCUGUUCAAAUAAUUACAGUUGCGAGAACUUGUCACUAAGCAACUAGAAAAUAUGAAGCCAAAAAUUGACACAGUUUAACUAGUUAAUGCAUAAACAUGAUGUAUUUUAUUUGGACAAUUUAAAGGCACAGUGAUGGUAGAAAUGAGACAAAAGAAUAUCAACAUUUUCUCUCAGAUAUGUUGGUAAGUUACUAAGAAAAAACUACAGUGUGUCCCAAAGUCUCCAUACAUAGGGGAAAUUAACACUUUUUAGCAAAAUGUCUUCCAAAAUCUUUCAUAUUUAGUUUAUUAUAUUAUUAUAUUUUUUAUAUAUAUAUAUACACACACACACACACACACAUAUAUAUGUUUGUAUGUGUGUGUAUAUAUAUAUAUAUAUAUAUAGACAGAUUGAUAGAUAGAUACGUGCGCACACACACAUAUAUACAUAUAUAUGUGUGUGUGUGUGUGUGUAUAUAUAUAUAUAUAUAUAUAUAUAUAUAUAUAUAUAUAUAUAUAUAUAUAUAUAUAAUACGCACACACAUUUUUAUUUAUUUAUUUUUCACUUGUAUAUUUAUUUAUUAAAUCAUUCUCAUGACUGGAUCGGGAAGCUGUUGCAAGGUUGCGAUGGACUUUAACAGGAAACAUGGCAAACACAUCACACAUGACACUGCUACCAAACUUAUUAACAAUUUUUUUUAAAAACUGGAAGUGUUGCGGACCAUCUAAAAACAUCCACUGACGAAAGCACAACCAACGUGGUGCUGGCAUACACAGUCCCCUAUGUAUGGAAACUUUUGGGACACCCUGUAUAUAUCUAAAAUUACACUAUAAUUAUACUUAUAAUUUAUCAUGGUUUCCACCAUAUUGAGAAACCUUAACAUUGCAUCACAGUGUGAAAUUUUGACUUCUGAAGCAGUAAAUGCAAGAGUGGGCCAUUUAUAUGGGAUUGCCUUGAACCAUAUUUGAAUGCAGCAUCAGAUCCUAACCACUAAGCUUCUAAAAUCAAUUGUAUUUAGGCAUUCCUAAUGUAUAUUACAUUUCCUGAUUUACUUUUAAUGAAGUUGAAAAAAAAUUGCAAGAUUUUUUUCUCCAUGCAAAGGUAAUAAGUCUGAGAUUGCUUAUCUCUGUUCAAAAGAAAGUAAAAUGUUUGGGUAAAAGGUAUGAUUCGCACACUAUUUUACGCUACUAUGAUGGAAUUUUAUAUAAAAGUAUGUUACUCCACUGAAAAUGAGUUUAUAAAAGAAAUCAGGCAUAUUGCAACCUAUUCACAGACGUUCUUGCGGGCCAGUGCUCAUAACACUUAACCUACAAUGAAAAUGCACUCUUUCUUCCUUUGCUGUGUAGUUUAUGUAGGUCACUAUGAUGAAGGAUUCUCAUUAAAACCCAUUCCUCCCACUGAA
Molecule: messenger RNA, 3381 nt
Organism: Ictalurus punctatus (channel catfish)
Lineage: Eukaryota; Metazoa; Chordata; Actinopteri; Siluriformes; Ictaluridae
Gene: macrod1
Product: mono-ADP ribosylhydrolase 1
Exons: 11
Coding region: 174-1226 (350 amino acids)
Biological process (GO): peptidyl-glutamate ADP-deribosylation; purine nucleoside metabolic process; DNA damage response
Cellular component (GO): nucleoplasm
Molecular function (GO): ADP-ribosylglutamate-[protein] hydrolase activity
Source: RefSeq, a predicted model, not a curated record